This is a messenger RNA of Pteropus alecto (black flying fox), 372 nucleotides long. It is a transcript of the gene CUNH10orf105, whose product is annotated as chromosome unknown C10orf105 homolog. Bases 1 to 372 code for a protein of 123 amino acids. The record is from RefSeq and is a predicted model, not a curated record. NCBI's taxonomy places the organism in Eukaryota, Metazoa, Chordata, Mammalia, Chiroptera, Pteropodidae. The transcript has a single exon.
AUGAGUACAGAGGCCUCCAGCCCCCGCAUCUUCCUCACAGUUCCUGUCACUCCAGGGAGCCCAUCAGAGGCAGCUGACCCUCUCCCCGUGCUCAUUGCCCUGGCCAGCAUCUUCCUCCUGCUGGCCACCUGUCUGCUGUUCAUGACCCUCUGCAAACCAGCCGCACUAGACCCGAGCCGCCAGGCUCACGAGCGCAUGCCUCACCAUCCUGGGAGCCCCAGCGAGCCCCAGCUCCGGCUCUGGAAGCGCCUGGGCUCCCUGCGCUGCUCCCUGCACAGCUUUCGCCGUGACCAGCCUGCUGCAUCUCAACGCCCCCUGCCAGACCGUGAUGAUGACCACAGCUGGGAACACAUAGAAUCUACCAAAAUGUGA